UACAAAUGUCUACCACAAGACUAAAGUGUGAUAUGUUAUGUUUUUUACCAUAAGCACCCAUAAAAUGAGCUCCAUUGCAGACAGAAAUGAUGGAAGCAUUUUUGAUGGGCUGGUGGAAGAAGAUGACAAAGAUAAAGCAAAAAGAGUGUCUAGAAACAAGUCCGAAAAGAAACGUCGAGAUCAGUUUAAUGUUCUUAUCAAAGAGCUGGGUUCCAUGCUUCCAGGUAAUGCUCGGAAGAUGGAUAAAUCCACUGUACUGCAGAAGAGCAUUGACUUUUUACGGAAGCACAAAGAAAUUACUGCACAAUCAGAUGCCAGUGAGAUUCGACAGGACUGGAAACCGACAUUCCUUAGUAAUGAAGAGUUCACACAGUUAAUGUUAGAGGCUCUUGAUGGUUUUUUUUUAGCAAUUAUGACAGAUGGAAAUAUAAUAUAUGUGUCUGAAAGUAUAACUCCCUUACUUGAACAUUUGCCAUCUGAUCUUGUGGAUCAGAGUGUAUUUAAUUUUAUCCCAGAGGGUGAGCAUUCAGAAAUUUAUAAAAUAUUGUCUUCUCAUCUGCUGGAAAGUGAUUCAUUGACACCAGAAUACUUAAAAUCAAAAAAUCAACUAGAAUUCUGUUGCCAUAUGCUGCGAGGAACAAUAGAUCCAAAAGAGCAACCUACAUACGAAUAUGUAAAAUUUAUAGGAAAUUUCAAGUGUUUGAAUAACGUUCCCAACUCAGCACACAACGGUUUUGAAGGAACUAUUCAGCGAUCACACAGGCCUUCAUAUGAAGACAAAGUUUGCUUUGUAGCCACAGUUAGAUUAGCUACACCUCAGUUUAUAAAGGAAAUGUGCACUGUUGAAGAACCCAAUGAAGAAUUCACAUCUAGACAUAGCUUAGAAUGGAAGUUCCUAUUCUUGGAUCACAGGGCACCUCCGAUAAUAGGUUAUCUUCCAUUUGAAGUUUUGGGAACAUCAGGCUAUGAUUAUUAUCAUGUGGAUGAUCUAGAUAAUCUGGCAAAAUGUCACGAGCAUUUAAUGCAAUAUGGGAAAGGGAAGUCGUGUUACUACAGAUUCCUUACAAAGGGACAACAAUGGAUUUGGCUGCAAACACAUUACUAUAUCACGUAUCACCAGUGGAAUUCCAGGCCAGAGUUUAUUGUCUGUACGCACACUGUUGUGAGUUAUGCAGAAGUUAGAGCAGAAAGACGACGAGAACUUGGUAUUGAGGAGUCUCUUCCAGAGAUAACAGCAGAUAAAAGUCAGGACUCUGGGUCUGACAAUCACAUAAACACAGUGAGUCUCAAAGAAGCACUGGAAAGGUUUGAUACCAGCCCCACACCUUCUGCUUCCUCCAGGAGUUCAAGAAAAUCUUCACAUACUGCAGUAUCAGAUCAUUCAUCGACACCAACUAAAAUGACUGUGGACACUAGCACUCCUCCAAGGCAAAGCUUAUCUGGUCAUGACAAGACUGCACAAAGAAGAUCAUCUCUGAGUAGUCAGUCUUUAAGCUCCCAGUCUCUUGGACAACCAGUAGCACAGCCAACGAUGUCUCAGCCUACAACUUUACAGCUCCAGUCUGGCAUGUCCCAGCCUGUGUUUCAGUUUUCAGCUCAAUUAGGAGCUAUGCAGCACCUAAAGGACCAGCUAGAGCAAAGAACACGCAUGAUAGAGGCAAAUAUUCAUCGGCAGCAGGAAGAGUUGCGUAAGAUUCAAGAGCAGCUUCAAAUUGUCCAUGGUCAAGGACUCCAGAUGUUCUUGCAGCAGUCAACUUCCGGACUCAACUUUGGUUCUGUGCAGCUUGCUUCUGGAAAUUCAUCAAACGUUCAGCAGCUUACACCAAUAAACAUGCAAGGUCAAGUUGUUCAGACUAAUCAGACUCAAAGUGGGAUGAACACAGGGCAUAUAAGUAGUCCACACAUGAUACAGCAACAGCCUUUGCAGAGUACUACAACACAGCAUAAUCAACAAAAUGUACUUAGUGGACACAAUCAACAGUCUUCUCUUGCCAGUCAGUCACAGAACACAGUCUCGACACCUCUGUAUAACACUAUGGUGAUUUCUCAGCCAACAACAGGAAAUGUGGUCCAGGUUCCUUCUAGCUUACCACAGAACAAUAACCAGAAUACUGCUGCAGUAACCACUUUUACACAGGAUAGACAAAUCAGAUUUUCUCAAGGUCAGCAACUUGUAACAAAACUUGUCACAGCCCCAGUAGCAUGUGGAGCGGUAAUGGUACCAAGUACUAUGUUUAUGGGACAGGUGGUGACAGCUUAUCCCACUUUUGCUGCCCAACAGCAGCAGCCACAGACUUUGUCAGUAACGCAACAACAGCAGCAGCAGCAAAGUCAGCAAGACCAGCAGCAGCAGCUCACCACAGUUCAGCAACCAGCUCAGCCGCAGCUGACCCAGCACCCCCAACAGUUCCUACAGACACCCAGGUUACUUCAUGGAAAUCAGUCAGCUCAGCUUAUCCUUUCUGCUGCUUUCCCACUACAACAAAGCACUUUUACUCAGUCCCACCACCAGCAGCAUCAGUCUCAGCAGCAGCAGCAGCAGCAACUUUCACGACACAGAACUGACAAGAUGACUGAUCCUUCCAAAGUUCAGCCACAAUAGUGUGGGGCUCUGCCUCUUUUUGAAGCAAACUACCGGGAGAGGGCUGCUCCAUAAACAGUUGCACUGAGGCUACAGAAGUAGCAGGAUGAAGGCUUUCUAACACCACAGUGUUGAGAUCUACUUCUGUUAAGAAAAGCCACAAGAUGAUGAUGGAGACAUGGCCAACUUUGACAGUUGCCCCAGUUUCUGUGUUCUAAAGGAUUUGCUGCCAUGUGUUAAUUUGUCCAGGUAAAAUCUCAAAAUGUGACUGAAAUGAGAGGGAUGCUGAAAAUAUUGGUAUUUUUAUCAAUUCUGUACAUUUUUAAAGUAUUAAAAUGGACAUGGAGCAAUUGUUUGAAUUAGCAGAAAAAAAUGCCAGAAAUAUAGUCCAAAAACCGUCUAAUUUUUUUCAGAUGAUUACGGGACAGUAAAUAUUUUGAAAAUGUUGUGUGAAAUCCAGUUCUCUGUUGUACAGAUGCUGUAAAAUAUUGUGUAUAUGUCUGCAUAAAAGGAGAAAGAGCAAAAUAUUUUAUAUGAUGCAUGAAAAUGUAAUCUGUUAUUUGUAGGUUUGAAUAUGUUUCCCUAAAUUCUCACGCCAUACUCAGACUAAUGUUUUCCUCUGUUCUACCCUUUUGUUUACAACAUGAUGCAUCAUUAUUUUCACCCUUAAUGUGGGCACAAGUCUCUUGUUUGUGCUUUGUCUGUGAUGUCAGGGUUUGUUCGGUGAGGUAUGGUGUGUUGGUUAGUUGACUUCUCGAGGUUAAAUUAUUGAUGAAGCUGUUUGAACUGGUGAUCAUGCAUCAGG
Gavia stellata (red-throated loon) is the source of this 3386-nucleotide messenger RNA. It is a transcript of the gene CLOCK, whose product is annotated as clock circadian regulator. The transcript is spliced from 20 exons. Gene Ontology annotation, molecular function: E-box binding; DNA-binding transcription factor activity, RNA polymerase II-specific; protein dimerization activity. The record is from RefSeq and is a predicted model, not a curated record. NCBI's taxonomy places the organism in Eukaryota, Metazoa, Chordata, Aves, Gaviiformes, Gaviidae. The coding region runs from base 38 to 2602 and encodes 854 amino acids. Gene Ontology annotation, biological process: regulation of transcription by RNA polymerase II; circadian regulation of gene expression. Gene Ontology annotation, cellular component: CLOCK-BMAL transcription complex; nucleus; cytoplasm.